CCAGCGUCCAUCUACAGAGCUUUCAGACCACAGUGAAGAUCACGUUUCAUUUGGCUGUUUGCACCACAUCUGGAAAAUGGCAGAUCAAGAUCCACAGAAUCCUCAGCGUCAGGUUACAUUUAUUGAUAGAUAUAAUUCCCGUGGAAUAAAGGAGAUCUCUGUUCGUGGGAUGCACCUCAGUAUACCAGAGUUGACAGAGCAAAUGGAAAAGGCAGCAAAAAAGAAAGAACUGAAACCUAAACCAAAGAUGUUGGAUUAUUUAAUUAAAGCCCAGUCUAACCUAAUACCAAAUUACCCAAACCCAGUUGAAUUUGUGGUUUCAGAUUUAACCCAUGUCACUGAAAAGAGUGGAUUCGAAGGAAUAUUAAAGUCAGAGCAGUUUAGGUCACCUGUAGAUGAUUUCUCUUGGUGGAGCUUAUACAUCAACGAAGAGGAGAUAAAAUCAGCGGAGAAACGGUACUUGGAGAAGAACGCCCCAAGUAGGGCACAACAGCCAGAUAAUCCAGAACCGUUCUUGGAGAAGUUUACCACAUCACCCCUGUUCAAGGCACCUCGCUAUGGAAAUUAUCGCUUCAAAUUUCCUCUUGCUGAACUGAUUGAACAAUACAAAGAACAGAACUGUGAGGGGAUGGAACCAGUUUUUCGUGUGUUUAAGACUGUCACCUACAAACAGGAGAUUAUGUAUGUUGUUCUGGUUCACAGUCCUGAGGAGAAUGAGGUUUUUGAAAAUGUCCCACUUCUUGAAGAAAGCGAGUGGGUUAGUUAUAAAGAUGGUCAGAUUAUCUGGAAAGCACAAGCCAUUUGUGAAACCCACUGUUACAGCCUUUCACCAGAACUAGAAGCAGAACAAGUGGCUAGGGGAUCAGAACAGUAUUAUGUUUGGGAUCACGCUUGUCUGGCCUUUUACAUACCAAGAAAAACAUCCAGGGCUCUGAAAUUCCCCAGAAAAAGGCUUAUAGAAGUGCUCGAAGCCUGCAGACUUGAUGAUAUAGAUAUUUCACGAAAUAAAUCAGGAGCAGAUAAAGAAUUCUUGUACCAAGAAGCAGUAAGGAGAGUGAGUGAAUUAAAGAAGGAGUUAAAAGAUUAAGGAUUUAUGAUUUUAAGGUGAUGGUUUCCUUUAUUACAAGGCAGGUACAGGUUACACAUAUAGGUCAAACACAGUAAUUUUACAUCAUUUUGUUGAAGGUUUUGUUUGCUGGUACACAGGCACAUGUAAAAAAUGUGUUGUGGAAUGGGAGGAGAUGGUCUAAGCAUAACUUAGUAUAUGGACACCUGACAAUGAGCUUGUUAAACAUUCAGUUUCAAAACCAUAGUUAGUAUGGUUUUUCACUUGCCAAAAGAUUCAUUCCACAGCCUAAAAUUUGCCAGGAAAAGGCUCAUCGAAGCUCUUGAGGCAUACAAAAAGGAUGUUAUUAAUAUUUCAAAGGGUAACAGGAGGAAAGCAACAAUCCAAAAAUAAUGACGAAGACAAAGAGUUGCUUUUUAAAUAAGUUCAUGAUAAGAAUACAUUUUAAACAAUACAACAAUAUAAUAUAAUAUAUAAUAUAAUAUAAAUAAACAAUACUAAUUUUCUACACUAUAGUCAUAUUUUAUACCGUUUUUUUGUUUUAUGUCCAUGUUUAAUCUUAUUUUUUGUUACAAAUAGUUAAAUGUGUGUCCUAUCUUAUUA
Trichomycterus rosablanca is the source of this 1669-nucleotide messenger RNA. RefSeq lists its product as uncharacterized. Lineage: Eukaryota; Metazoa; Chordata; Actinopteri; Siluriformes; Trichomycteridae. Bases 77 to 1087 code for a protein of 336 amino acids. The record is from RefSeq and is a predicted model, not a curated record. The transcript is spliced from 2 exons.